Messenger RNA from Closterium sp. Naga37s-1, 4128 nucleotides. NCBI's taxonomy places the organism in Eukaryota, Viridiplantae, Streptophyta, Zygnematophyceae, Desmidiales, Closteriaceae. The record is from the annotation of a GenBank genome assembly.
AUGAGGCUACAUCCUAGUAAAGGCGGAGCCGCCUCUUUAAGAGUAGGCGCCACUCGCGCCGUCUUAUCCUCUCGCGUGCCCGUCCCUAAGAAUCUCCGGCCGAGACCCCCUCCGCUAGUCGCGCUCUUCACCUCUCCCGCCUUCUUCCGGCUCCUAGUGGUCCUUCUAGCUCUCUCCUUCAUCACUUUAACUGGUCUGUCUUUUGUCGAAAUCGAGGAGGACACUGUCGAGAAAGCGAUCACGCGACAGCUGAUGAGCGCAGAUGAAGACGAUAAGGGCGGCAAGGGAUCGAGCAACGACUUAGGCGUGCACCUCGCGAGAGACGAGGAGGAAUUACCGGAGCAGCUGAAGCAGCGGUCGCGCCAGUCCGACGGCGGGGAAACGGCGGAAGCGGGGGAAGCGGGGGGAGCGGGGGGCGGAGAGGGGGAGGAGGAGUCCGGCGGGGAUUCCGGCGAUCAGAGCGACUCGUUGCACGUGCACGUGCAUUUGAUCGCGUCGUGCGAUGUGGAGUCGGUGGAAGAGAGUUUGGACAUGCUGCAGAGUAAAGUCCUGUGGGAUGAGCACUACGUGCCGCUCACCGUCCUGCUGGACUGCCAUGACCCCAAGUACGAGUCAGCCAUAAUGCUCGCCACCCGCCGCGUGCAGUGGCGCUUUGGCCCCUACACUGUGCGAUCCAACGCCCCUACCAUCGAAACCGCCACUGCCAGAACCGCCGCUGCUGCCGGGUUGAGGGGCGGGAAAGGCGCUGCUGCUGCUGGUGCUGGUGCUGCUGGUGCUGCUGCUGGGGGUGGUGAUGGGGAGGAGAGUGACUGGGCUGUUGUGUUUCCCAGAGACAAAGUCAAGGCAGCUAUAUUCCAGAGUAGGAGGCUGCUCGGAUCUGCUGCUGCUGCUGCUACAGCCGGCGCUGCACGGGGCGGCAGCAGCGAGCUGGCGGCGCUGACCUUCCUGGACGCCUGGCGUCCGAAAUCGGCUCUGGGGAUCGCGUUUUACCUGCAGGACUCGGCGCGCGUGUCGCCCUUCUUCUACCGCUUCCUGGUGGACUCCGUUGAGAUGCUGGCGGGGGCUGCUCCUCCCAGCGAUGACGGUGGGGACAGUGUUGGCGAGCUGUACUCCUCCCCACCGUUCUCCACCCUCUUUGGGAUCAAUAUAUUGGACCCGGGCACAGCACCAGUGCCUCAGCAACCCCCUCCCGUGUGGCACCUGCACCAGGCACUCACCAUCGACUGUCAGUUCGUCUUCCCAACGCCCUGGGAGGAAAUCCUCCUCUGGCGCCGCUCCUUCCCCAACACCUCCUUCACCCUCUCCUCUGCCGUGUCCCACCUCAAAGACGCCGCCUUUGCCAUCUCAGCUGUGGCGGCAAGCCGGGAAGGUUCGGUGAAUCUUCAGGGGAAGUUUCAGGGGCGGGGGAGGGCGGAUCUGGGGACGGAUUAUUUCACCAAGACGUGCCAGGCGGAUCCGGUGCAGCAAAUACACUCAUUACUCGAUAGCCACGGGCGGUUUAAUCUGCUCGCGCCGGAUAUUAACGGGAGCAGCAUGUGCGUCUCAUUAGCACCAAUCAGGAAGCAGGAGGAGCGGGCGAAAGGGUUAGUAGCAGCCGCGGCCAAAGCGAAACGGAAACUGAACCCAAAAGAAGCUGCCGAGGUAGCGAAGGCGAAAAAAGCCAAGGAGGUGUUGCUGGCGAGACUGUUCGACGAUCCGCAGUAUGCGCUAGGGAAAGAGAGCCCCCGGGUUGUUAGAGCGCUGGAGAAAAGCGCAGUAAGUGCCGACGCUUUGCUGAGAACGCCGCGAACGGACAUGUGCGGGCGGCCGGUGCGAAGGGGACUGUACGCCCAAGACGUGAAAGGGCUCCGGAAAAUGCUGUCGGUGAUUCAGACGAAUAACACUGUCGUGGCUGUGAUGACGAGCGUAGGGUUUGCAGAUAUGCUCACCAACUGGCUGUGUUACGUGCGCGAGCUAGGGUUUACGAAUUUCUUUAUUAUUACCACAUCGGCGAAACAGGCAUUGGAUUUGUUCGCCAAAGGGCACGCGGUGUUCCUUCUUCGGCCGUCAUUCAUUCAUCUCAACUCCUCCCUCUCCUCCUCAUCGUCCUCUGCUGCUGCUGCUGCUGCUGCUGCUGCUGCUGAAGCGGCUCAUUUGAGAGCAGCGGCGUAUUUGCAAAGUGCGGGAGGGGACGGGCAGCAGCAGGGGUCGCAGCAGGGGCAGCGUGGGGGGAGAGUGGGACGCACGUUGCUAGGGUUGGAGGGGACAAGGGCAGAAGAGGGCGGUUUGGUGGUGACUUUUGAGUCGACUCAAAAGUCACCUCGUUACAAUGGCACGCGCACGUUGCUGGGGUUGGAGGGGACAAGGGCAGAGGAGGGCAAUUUGGUGGUUGACUGGAGGGAGGGCAGGCAUGGGAACAGGCUGCUGAUGAGUGCUGGUGGAAGCGGUGGUGAUGGGUUCGGAGGGGUUGGAGGGGGUGGGGAUGGAGGGGGAGGGGAGGGCGGGAGGAGGAAGGCCAAGUGGGGGUUCAGGCUGGUGGCAGCGGCUAAGGUGAUGAAACGGGCGGCAAGGCGGGUGGCGACUGCGUCUGGUCUGAGGCGCACUCCCAACAUCACUGUGCCUUUCUCCAUGGAAUACGGGGGGAUUGGAUACAAACAGCUGCUGCUCAAACGCACGCGAUUGGUCGGCUCGAUUCUCAAGAUGGGGUACAACGUGUUGCUUGCUGACGUGGACGCAGUGUGGCUGUCCGACCCGUUCGUCCACAUGGGCAACAAAUCUGUGGACAUUUACGGGCAGCUUGAGCCUUCUGGUCAGCUGUGCGGGGGGUUCCUCUUCCUGCGGUCCACGCCGCGUGUGGUAACCCUAUGGGACCAGGUUACAGGUCUGUACACGCGCACGUUCAACCGCAUGGCUAAAGAGGCACUCUACAAGAAGCCAGAGGAGAUGGGCGCGUGGCUGAAGCAAUUUGAGCACCUGCACGAGCAGCGGUAUUUGAACCAGCUGCUGGGGAAGCGGAGGAGCAAGGUGCAGGACUGGGCGCGCUCAAGAUCCCCAACGGCAACCAGUGGGGCUGUGGGGCUGGGAGGCACCACAGGCUGUGGGCCAGUGGGACUGGACGCGCUCAACUCAAGAUCCCCAGCGGCAACCAGUGGGGCUGUGGGGCUGGGAGGCACCACAGGCUGUGGGCCAGUGGGACUGGACGCGCUCAACUCAAGAUCCCCAGCGGCAACCAGUGGGGCUGUGGGGCUGGGAGGCACCACAGGCUGUGGGCCAGUGGGACUGGACGCGCUCAACUCAAGAUCCCCAGCGGCAACCAGUGGGGCUGUGGGGCUGGGAGGCACCACAGGCUGUGGGCCAGUGGGACUGGACGCGCUCAACUCAAGAUCCCCAGCGGCAACCAGUGGGGCUGUGGGGCUGGGAGGCACCACAGGCUGUGGGCCAGUGGGACUGGACGCGCUCAACUCAAGAUCCCCAGCGGCAACCAGUGGGGCUGUGGGGCUGGGAGGCACCACAGGCUGUGGGCCAGUGGGACUGGACGCGCUCAACUCAAGAUCCCCAGCGGCAACCAGUGGGGCUGUGGGGCUGGGAGGCACCACAGGCUGUGGGCCAGUGGGACUGGACGCGCUCAACUCAAGAUCCCCAACGGCACCUCAACAAUGCAUCCCCCGUUUCCCAGUCCUUGCUCCCCAACCCAACCCCUCAGCGAUUGGAGCAUCUGCUCUGCAUGAGCAGACUUUUGAGUCGACUCAAAAGUCAUCUGCUCUGCACGAGCAGCGAAAGCGGAGGAGCAAGGUGCAGGUGCCAGUGGCUGACAUGCUCAGUGUGCUCCUGCCCUCCACUCCCCUCCCUCUCCCACCUCAGCAAUUCGAGCAUCUGCACGAGCAGCGGUAUUUGAACCAGCUGCUGGGGAAGCGGAGGAACAAGGUGCAGGUGCGAGGGCUGGACGUGCUAAAGUUUCCCAACGGGAAGGAGUUUUUUGUGCAGCGCGCUCCGCAGCAAGCAGAGGUGGCGCCUGUGGUGAUCCACAACAACUACAUCAAGGGGAAGAAGGUGCGUGUGACUGUGGGGCAUGUGACUGUGGGGCAUGUGACUGUGGGGCAUGUGACUGUGGCGCAUGCGAGCGUGGCUGGCACUGUAUGUGUCCGGUGA